UCGGGACAGGGGACCUUGGUACUGGACUCCUGUGGGUUUCCCGGCGCUGCGGUCAUGGGAGCGGGUGCCACCGGCGAGCCCGAGGUGGGCGAAGUGCUGCCCCAGCACAAGUUCGACCUCAAGUCCCUGGAGGCCUACCUACAGCAGCACUUGCCUGGCUUUGGGGCCACGCCCGAGUCCAGGCUGCUCGUUGCUCAGUACAGAUCAGGGCAGUCCAAUCCAACCUUUUAUCUCCAGAAGGGCUUUCAGACAUAUGUACUCAGGAAAAAACCGCCAGGUUUACUUCUUCCUAAAGCGCAUAAGAUCGAUAGGGAAUUUAAAGUCCAGAAAGCCUUGUAUUCUGUUGGAUUCCCCGUCCCCAAGCCUUUACUGUACUGCAGUGAUGCUUCUGUCAUUGGAACCGAGUUUUACGUCAUGGAACAUGUGCAGGGUCGAAUCUUUCAUGAUUUCUCAAUUCCUGGAGUCAGCCCUGCAGAACGCUCAGCCUUAUAUGUGGCCAUGACAGAAACUUUGGCUCGGUUACAUUCCUUCAGUGUGCAGUCACUGCAGCUGGAAGGUUAUGGAACAGCUGCCGGGUACUGCAAAAGACAGGUAUUGACCUGGACAAAGCAAUACCAAGCUACAGCUCAUCAAGACAUCCCUGCCAUGGUACAGCUAUCCGAGUGGCUAAUGAAAAACGUGCCAGAUAAUGACAAUGAAGAGAGUUUGAUUCAUGGAGACUUCAAACUAGAUAAUAUAGUUUUCCACCCUAAAGAGUCUCGAGUUAUUGCAGUGCUCGACUGGGAGCUUUCAACCAUUGGUCAUCCUUUGUCAGACUUAGCUCAUCUUUCCAUGUUCUACUUUUGGCCAAGGACAAUUCCAAUGAUAAAUCAACGUUCUCAUAUUCAAGGAGUCAUAGGGAUACCAUCAAUGGAAGAACUGAUUUCAAUAUAUUGUCGCUACAGGGGGAUUAACCCUGUUCUUCCUAACUGGAAUUUCUUUCUUGCCCUUUCAUGUUUUAAAAUAGCUGGAAUAGCACAGGGAGUAUAUCAAAGGUAUCUUCUGGGAAAUAACUCAUCUGAGGAUAGCUUUCUGUUUGCCAAUAUUGUUCACCCUCUGGCAGAAACUGGAUUACAACUCUCCAAAAGAACUUUUAAUACUACGUUACCACAGAGUGAUGCUACCAGACAUUUGUUUGCACAGACUAAGAAAGGCCAGGAAAUUCUUACUAAGGUGAAAUAUUUCAUGAAACAACACAUCCUUCCAGCCGAGAAGGAAGUAAUUGAAUUCUAUAUUCAAAAUGAAAAUUCCAUGGACAAAUGGAGGAAACCUUUAGUGAUUGAUAAACUCAAGGAAAUGGCCAAAGCAGAGGACCUGUGGAACUUGUUUUUGCCAGCUGUAAGCGGUCUCAGCCAGGUGGACUAUGCCUUGAUUGCUGAAGAAACAGGAAGAUGCUUUUUUGCUCCAGAUGUCUUUAACUGCCAAGCACCAGACACCGGGAACAUGGAAGUGCUGCACCUCUAUGGAAAUGAGGAACAGAAGCGGCAGUGGCUGGAGCCUCUUCUUCAAGGGCACAUCACCUCUGCCUUCUGUAUGACAGAGCCUGAUGUAGCUUCAAGUGAUGCCACAAAUAUUGAAUGUAGCAUCCAUCAAGAUGGGGAUAGCUAUGUGGUUAAUGGCAAGAAAUGGUGGACCAGUGGAGCAGGGAAUCCAAAAUGUAAAAUUAUACUUCUUUUGGGAAGAACUAAAAAUACUUCUGUAUCCAGGCACAGACAACACAGCAUAAUUCUUGUUCCCAUUGACACACCUGGAGUAGAAUUAAUUAGGCCUUUGUCAGUUUUUGGCUAUAUGGAUCAGUUACAUGGAGGACAUUUUGAGAUCCAUUUUAAUCAAGUACGAGUUCCUGCUACCAAUCUAAUACUAGGUGAAGGCAGGGGAUUUGAAAUUUCCCAAGGCCGCCUGGGACCGGGCAGAAUCCACCACUGUAUGAGAACAGUCGGUCUGGCUGAACGUGCUCUGCAGAUCAUGUGUGAACGGGCAACACAAAGGGUGGCCUUUAAGAAGGAACUGUAUGCACAUGAGGUUGUGGCUCACUGGAUUGCUGAGAGCCGCAUUGCAAUUGAGGAGAUCCGCUUGUUGACCCUGAAAGCUGCCCACAGCAUUGACACUCUGGGCAGUGCUGGAGCUAAGAAGGAGAUUGCAAUGAUCAAAGUGGCUGCCCCACGAGCUGUCUGCAAAAUUAUUGACCGAGCCAUCCAGGUGUGUGGAGGUGCAGGUGUGUCCCAGGAUUACCCUCUGGCUAACAUGUAUGCCUUAACCCGAACCCUGCGCAUAGCAGAUGGGCCUGAUGAAGUCCACCUCUCAGCAAUUGCAGGAAUGGAGCUCCGGGAGCAAGCCAAAGGGUUGUCAGCCAAGAUGUGAAGAAAAUAACAUCACCACAACAGGCAGAAAGUCGCCUUCAUAUAAACUUAAUAGGCUCCAACAUUUAAUUGUAUAUUUUUGCGGUAGAU
Tupaia belangeri chinensis (Chinese tree shrew) is the source of this 2489-nucleotide messenger RNA. It is a transcript of the gene ACAD11, whose product is annotated as acyl-CoA dehydrogenase family member 11. The transcript has 20 exons. Gene Ontology annotation, biological process: fatty acid beta-oxidation using acyl-CoA dehydrogenase. Lineage: Eukaryota; Metazoa; Chordata; Mammalia; Scandentia; Tupaiidae. The record is from RefSeq and is a predicted model, not a curated record. Gene Ontology annotation, cellular component: mitochondrion; cytoplasm. Gene Ontology annotation, molecular function: acyl-CoA dehydrogenase activity; flavin adenine dinucleotide binding. The coding region runs from base 55 to 2400 and encodes 781 amino acids.